UUCCAGCUCCUUCCAGCGCAGCCCAGACCCGCACCAUGCCCCGCACCAUGCCCAGCCACGCCGCCGGAGCCCUGCUGCUGGUGCUCGCCCUCUGCGCACUCCUGGAGGACGGUAUGGGUCACCCUCCGCUGGAGUCCCCCCUGGCUGCACACCCCAGGACCAAGCGAUGCUCCUGCAAUAGCUGGCUGGAUAAGGAAUGCAUCUACUUCUGUCACCUGGAUAUCAUCUGGGUCAACACACCUGGGCACACGGCUCCCUAUGGCCUGGGGAGCCCUCCAAAGAGGCGCAAGAGAUCCCUCAGCAGGUGUGAGUGCUCACGCUCGAGGGACAGCAUCUGUGCUGCCUUCUGCCAGGCCAAGCCUGGGUACCUUCAGAGUCUGAAGCUCCCAGUGAGCUCUGGAGCAUCAACGAAGUCUCCGCAGAGCAGUGGUGUGAGGCCUUCCCAUCAUGGCCUGCUGAGAGCUCUCAGGGAUGUUGCCAUCUCCAGCCUGCACUUGAAGCAUCAGCAGCGCUCCCGGAGGAGUGCACAGCCAACAGUUCUGCCUUGGAAGAAAAGCAUCUGGAAGAAGAAGAGAUAAGAAACAGGUGCUUACCAAGGUCACCAGAAGAAUCCGGGAGUCCUGUGGGUGCCACUAACUCCGCUGUCGGUAGUUAGAGCUGAAGGAAAGGCCAUGAGUGGAAGGGAGAAGAAGUGGAAGUCUCCAUGCUCCUGUUGCAUGAACCAGUACUGAAUGCACUCCAGAGACUGUUGUAAAGGGGAAAACUCUCUCUAUACAGUCAUAGAUGUGUCGUGGAGCUGAAUUGUGCCUUUUUGGAUCAGGCAAGGGUCUUGCUGGAGGAGUACAAGUUUAACUCUGCACUGGAGUCUUAGGCAGAGGGUCAGCCUGUGCUGGGUGGUUGAAUCAUAUAGAAACCAGGUGGCUCCGUGUGCUUCUGACCUGGCAGCACUGGACCCAUAUCUCUGGCUUGUUCUGCUCUGCCUCUGAGCCAUGUCCAGGCAUGGUCCCAGCUUGGCCCCAGUCAGAGGUGGUUUGGCUGGUCACUGUAGACAGGGAUAAGCUACCUCCAGUGUGAGCCCCCCUUUGCACUUUCUUCUCUUACUUGCCAGGCAGUGUGAUGUGCAUGUGAAUGAGACUCCCAUGGUAAAACAGCUCCCAGGUUUAAUUAAAACAAGUGUAUCAUCUAGAAGCCUGAAAGCCAACUGAGCAGUCAAUGGCAUUCCUUGGCUGAGGAAUUCACUGCAGGUCUGUCCUUAAGUGGCUCCCCUUUAGGUGGAGGAUAGCUUGCUUACACUGGAGCUUGCAUCAAAUCCAAGCAUGACCCCGAGGCUGAAGCAGAGCUGCAUUUGUGCAGGAUCCCCAUGCAUGUAGUCUGGGGGAGGGAGCCCCACUGGGUCUGAGCAGGUCUGGAUGAGUUCCCUGUCUCAUCUCCUUGGACAUACCCUUAGCGGGGUAGAGUAAGUCCAGCUUUUAACCUAAUAUCUGAGCUUUCUCUCAGCUCUGCCUGAAAGGAAAGGCUAGGGGCAGAGAAGAUGGGUGGUGGGAAAAUAGCAUGCAAAGGCUUGCUUGCUUCUUUGCUUAGAUCAGGUCUUGGAGCUGAACUC
Messenger RNA from Melopsittacus undulatus (budgerigar), 1603 nucleotides. RefSeq names its product endothelin-2-like. Gene Ontology annotation, cellular component: extracellular region. The record is from RefSeq and is a predicted model, not a curated record. Gene Ontology annotation, molecular function: hormone activity; endothelin B receptor binding. The coding region runs from base 36 to 578 and encodes 180 amino acids. Gene Ontology annotation, biological process: intracellular calcium ion homeostasis; regulation of systemic arterial blood pressure by endothelin; regulation of vasoconstriction. The transcript has 5 exons. NCBI's taxonomy places the organism in Eukaryota, Metazoa, Chordata, Aves, Psittaciformes, Psittaculidae.